GGAUCGCGCGUGCCGACUGACGCGCGGAGUUUGGUUAAUGUUCAUAAGGAAUCGUGAGUCGCUGCUGCCUACCACUGUUCAUUGUUCACUUGAAAGCCGAUGACGGUUCCAGCAAGAUCGUCUUUGCACUGUCUUUUAUUUUUACCUAGUCUUCUAAACGCGGAUCCUAUUAUUAUUUCCUCGUUUUGUUUUAACCGUACAAUACUGCAAUAUUUAUAUACACGGAAAGAAGAUAACCGAUAUUACUACUUUAACUGCUCUCGUCACUACUGAAUCCAUUUAAUGGAUAUUAUUAAUUAUUAUAACCGUUUGAUGAUCGUCGUAUUAUUUUGUUGAUAUUUUUUCUGAACCAUAAGAAUUUCUUAACUAUUUGAAAAUUAAAAACUUGUGAAUGAAAAUGGAAAUGUAUUGUGCACCUCAAAACAAUGUUUUAUUCUGCGAUUACUACACGCCUACACCUCGUUAUCCGCUAUCGCCAUAUUCACAAUCUUCGUAUAUAUCUAGUACAUCAAGUUAUUCACAAUCGUCUUUUUCACCAAUCUCAUCACCUUACACUCCACCAUCUCAGACAUCAGAAUCAUUUGCAAAUGGAAAUGACAAUGACAACGUAUUUAAAUUUCCUUCAAUAAUUCAAGAUAAAUAUAUUCCUUCACGUGAAGAUUUAAUAAGUGCUGCUAUUGCUAGAGCAAAAACUUUGAUUGAAAUAGAAGAAAUUGGUCAACGUUUAAUUUCAGUUGAUAAAAGACAUGUUGUUCAAAAUAAUGGUCAAAAAACACUAUUGCCAACAAUUAAACAAGAACCAAAACGUGGUAGUGAACUAUACAUUGCAUUACCAAAAGCUUGUUUGGAAGGUUUUCUUUACGCUAUUUUCUCACAGUUUGGAACUGUUCAUCAAAUUCGAUUAAUGAUGCAUUUUUCUGGUUCAAAUCGAGGAUAUGGUUAUGUUAUGAUGAGUAGUCCUAUGGAGGCAGAGACUGCCUUGGCUAAACUGAAUGAACUCACUCUUCCUGGUAUCAGAGGUCACUUAUUAGUGAGCAUGUCUACUGAUAACAGAACAUUAUUUGCCAGGAACAUACCUAUGGAUUUAUCUGAAGAACAAUUACAAAUAGAAUUUGAAAAACGUGUGGAAGGUGUUAAGAAAGUUCGAGUAUUUAAUAACACAGAUGAUCCUAGCAAAAAUAGAGAAUUUUGUUUUGUAAUAUUCAAAGAUCAUAGAAGUGCUGCUUUAGCUCGCCGCUCUAUGGCAGAAAGUCCAUUUUUUAUAAAUGGAGUUUCGAUUAAGAUUCAAUGGGCAGAAUCUGAACCAGUAUUUCGUCACUCUGUUUUAAUGAGAAUGAAACAAUUGCAUAUUAGAAACAUGAAUUCCCAAACAACAGAAGAAGAUAUAUGGAAAAUCUUAUGUCAACAUGUUACUCCAAAUAAUAUUGUGUUUAUUAAGAAAAAUAAUACAUGUGCUAGAAUAAAAUUCAUUCGCCAUGAAUAUGCAGAUGUUGUACGGAAGAGUCUUGAUGGUAAAAGAGUUCACGGAAUCAAUUGGAUAGUUAUGUGGGAUAAAAUAGAAGGAACAAAAUAUGAAUGUGAAGGAUAUUUUAAACAUUUAAGUAUAUAAUCUACGGUAAUUAUAUAUAUAC
This is a messenger RNA of Melanaphis sacchari, 1631 nucleotides long. RefSeq names its product probable RNA-binding protein 46. The record is from RefSeq and is a predicted model, not a curated record. NCBI's taxonomy places the organism in Eukaryota, Metazoa, Arthropoda, Insecta, Hemiptera, Aphididae. Bases 392 to 1609 code for a protein of 405 amino acids. Gene Ontology annotation, molecular function: mRNA binding. Gene Ontology annotation, cellular component: nucleus. The transcript has 7 exons.